Electrophorus electricus (electric eel) is the source of this 606-nucleotide messenger RNA. Lineage: Eukaryota; Metazoa; Chordata; Actinopteri; Gymnotiformes; Gymnotidae. The record is from RefSeq and is a predicted model, not a curated record.
AUGGCGUCAGCUGGGCACUAUGGACGCUCGGCCAGGGAGAUUGCCAAUGAGAUGCAGAGGCUGCAGGAUGAGCAGGAGGCUGUGCAGAAGCGGACCUUUACAAAAUGGAUCAACUCCCAUUUGGCGAAGAGGGAGCCUCCCCUAGUGGUGAGGGACCUGUUUGAGGACAUUAAGGAUGGAGUGAUGCUACUGGCGCUUCUGGAAGUGCUGUCUGGACAAAAACUGCCCUGUGAGCAAGGCUGCAAGUUACGGCGGAUCCACUGGCUGGCCAACGUGGGAACGGCGCUGCACUUUCUGGAGGGCAGGAGGUCUGUUUACAGAGGAUCUCCGAUUAAACUGGUUAACAUCAACACGACGGACGUCGUGGACGGCAGACCUUCUAUUGUACUGGGGUUGAUAUGGACCAUCAUAUUGUAUUUCCAGAUAGAGGAGCUCACCAGCAGCCUGCCGUCUCAGAGAGGAGAAACUAGCAGCACCUCCUCAGUGGACAGCUCCAACAGCACCGAGGCAGCCAGCCCGCCCGUCAAACGCAAGCCCCGCCUAUCCUUUCAGGGAGGGGCCAAGAAAGCCCUGCUCAAAUGGGUUCAGAGAACAGCUACUAAGUAA